Molecule: messenger RNA, 618 nt
Organism: Cetraspora pellucida
Lineage: Eukaryota; Fungi; Glomeromycota; Glomeromycetes; Diversisporales; Gigasporaceae
Source: the annotation of a GenBank genome assembly
AUGGCAUUAGAAUAUCCAUCUUCAACAUUUAUAGGAAUUGAUGUAAAUUCUUCCUUUUUUCCAUCGAAUGAUAAAUGUCCUCCUAACGUCUGUUUUCUUACAUCCAAUGUAACUUACGGAAUUCCAUUUCCUAUGGAAACUUUUGACUUUGUUUAUUUGGGCAUGAUGUUUUCUGCAUUUACUGAGCUACAAUGGUCUGAGCUGAUCAAUGAUGUUGUCAGAGUUUUAAAAUAUGAUGGUUGGGUCGAAUCUUUAGAAGCAACUGCUCAAUUUAUAAAUCAUGGAAAGGUUACAAAAUGCAUAGAAGAUGCUGAAAAAGGUGUUAAUGUUCGAAUUAGUGCUUUGUUGCCAAAAAUGUUUGAGUCAAAUGAGAUGCUUGCAAAUAUGCAAUGUAUUAAAGUAGAAUAUCCUGUAGGAGAAUGGUAUGGAUGUUUUGGUAAAUAUUCAAUUAUCAAUCUUCGCAGAUUAUUCCAAAGUUUUGUCUUUCUCCCUGAAUAUUUGGGUGUAUCUUAUGAAGAAUAUAUUGAUAUGUUGGACAUCUUUGUUAAGGAAGCCAACGAAAAUAAAACUUACACUUAUAUUCAGAGAUGUUUUGCCCAAAAAACUUGGAAUGCUUGA